Panicum hallii is the source of this 2135-nucleotide messenger RNA. RefSeq names its product class V chitinase-like. Gene Ontology annotation, molecular function: chitin binding; chitinase activity. Lineage: Eukaryota; Viridiplantae; Streptophyta; Magnoliopsida; Poales; Poaceae. Gene Ontology annotation, biological process: chitin catabolic process; carbohydrate metabolic process. The record is from RefSeq and is a predicted model, not a curated record. Bases 548 to 1933 code for a protein of 461 amino acids. The transcript is spliced from 2 exons. Gene Ontology annotation, cellular component: extracellular region.
CCCCCUCUGAAUCGAGUGCCAAUGUGCGAUUAGAUAGAUCACUGUUACGUUGGGUCCAACUGGAUACAAAAGCUGGCUGUUCCAGUACCACUGCUCUGCAAAAUGCAGAUGCAAGCGCGGGACCGGUACAGUUCGUCACGGGACAGUGUGUAUGCGUAUCCUCCCCAAUCAUCAGCAACGCAUGCAGUCCUCUUGUUAGAGCUCCGUAUAUAUUCUUGAGAUCUGAUUAAAAGAACUAAGCACUGUUCAAGCGUCAGGAUUACUGUUUGUGCCGUUCAUUCAUACUCACUUAUUGGAAUUCGAAAGAGCAGACAAUUUACAGCUCGGCAAUUGAUCGAGCUUUUGGCUUUUGCAGGAACUUUGCAGUUCGCAAGGCGCUCGUAGAACCAAACACCUGCAUAGCAACACGGGCAAGAUUCCUCCAAAGUUUCUCUCCAAUGACACCACCACAACAGCAAGGUGACACUGAGACCGCCUCCCUCCGAUCCCCACCCACUCCCACCGCCAGCUCAUCCGAGCUCCCACCGCCACCUUCUCGCCGCCGGCAAUGGCGUCGUCGUCCGCCGCCAACAUCCUCCUCGCCAUGACCAUGGCCUCGCUCUCGCUCGCCGCGUCGUCGGCUCCUGCGCCGGGGCCGACGGCGACGGUGCGCGCCGGCUUCUACCUCGCUGCGGCCGCCCACCUCCGCCCGCUCGCCGCGCUCGACGCCUCCCUCUACACGCACCUCUACUACUCGGCCCUCGCCGUGCACCCGACCACCCGGAAGCUCGCGCUCCCCGCGGACCCGCACCAGGCGGGCCUCCUCGCCGCCUUCUCCCCGGUGCUCAAGUCCAGGAACCGCGCGCUCCGGACCCUGCUCUCCGUCGGCGCUGGCGCGGGCGUCGCGGGGGCGGGCUCCCAGUCCCAGACCGACCCGGCGUUCGCCGCCAUGGCCGCGGACCCGGCGUCCCGCGCUGCGUUCGUCGCCGCGGCCGUCGCGCUCGCCCGCGGCAGCGGCUUCGACGGGCUCGACGUCGCGUGGCGGUUCCCGGCGUCCGCGGUCGAGAUGGCCGACUUCGGCUUCCUCGUCUCCGAGUGGCGCGCCGCCGCGCCCCCCGGGUUCCUGCUCACAGCCACGGUCUACUUCUCCAACCACGUCUUCGACGCGCCGCUCCCCGGCGUCGACUACCCGUCCGAGGCCGUGGCGAGGUGCCUCGACUGGGUCAACGUCGUCGCGUUCGGGCUCCGCCCGCGGGGCGCCGGCGCCACGGCCUUCGACGCGCCGCUCUACGACCGGGCGUCCCACUUCUCGGCGAGCUACGGCGUCGGGUCGUGGAUCGACGCGGGCGUGCCGGCGGGCAAGGUGGUCAUGGGCCUCCCGCUCUACGGCCGCUCGUGGUUCCUGCGCAACAAGGCCAACAGCGGCGUCGGCGCGCCCGUCGUCGCCGCGGGGCCCAAGCAGCGCGGGAGCAACGCCACCGGCGUCAUGUCGUACGCGGAGGUCCAGAAGCUCGCCGCGGCCGGCGGCGGGAGCGGUCCUCAGCGCUCGGUCACCACGACGUACGACAACGCGUCCGUGGCGUCCUACCUGUCCGUGGGCGACGUCUGGGUCGCCUUCGACGGCGCGGCCGUCGUGUCCGAGAAGCUUGCCUUCGUCGCGCGGCGCGGCCUGCUCGGCUACUUCCUGUGGCCGGUGAACUACGACGACGCCAACCUCACGGUGUCCAGAACAGCAUCGGAGGUCUGGAUGCAGAACGAGAUCUCGUCGAGUUCCAAGAACGGCACCGGCGUCAGGCAGACGCAGGGGCCAGUGCGAUUGCCGCCGGCGCUCAGGUCGCCUGCCGGAACGCCUGGACCGGUACCGGCGCCGACGUCUGGAUCAGGAUCUUGGUUGCCUUGGACGAAGCUUAAUGGGCUCCUGCAUCUGUGGUUGCUAAUUCUUGUGUGGUGUUAGUUGUAGAAACUUGUGUGUUUCUGCAUUUGGGAUCGCUAAUUCUAAGUUCUGACACUGAAAGAGGAUCAACAUUUCAGAAAUUAUGCGCUGUGCUCUUCUAAUUUUGUCUAAGUGUAUCAUAGCAGAAAAAACUUUUGAAUACUUCUUUGUACGAAAUCGACAAGUGUACGCAUCACAGUGGUGUAAAUCGGUGCAACUUACU